AUGGUGCAGAUGAUGGAGUCGCAGUGCGAGUACUUCAUGUACUUCCCGGCGGUGCCCAUCACCGACCUGUCGGACCCGGCGCGCUACCGCACGCUGCCCCGCCGGAGCCACCUGUACCUGGGCGAGACGGUCCGCUUCCUCCUGGUGCUGCGCUGCAGGGACGCGGGCGCGACGCCGCCCGAGCCCGGGCCCGCGGCGGCCGGCGGCUUCGGGACGGAGUCGGCCGGCGGCCGGGCGUGGCGGGAGCUGGCCGGCUCUCUGUGCGCCGUGGCCAGCGUGAGUCCGGGGGACGGCGGCCGCCACCGAGGCCACCAUCACCACGGCUACGGGGGCGGGGCCGACGAGGACGGCGAGGAGGACUACACGGCGGCGGCGGAGGCGGCCAUCGCGGCGCUCGGCAGCCGGGUGGACUCGCGCUGCCGCAGCUUCAGGCUCUGCAGACCGCUGCUCAUCCACAACAGCUCCGGCACCGCGGCCAGGGAGCGCCGCAGGGCGCCGGUCCAGUCUCCUCUGGACCAGCCCGUGGUCCUGACCGAUGAGGUCAUCUUCCCUCUCACCGUGUCCCUGGACAAGCUGCCCGUCAGCACCCUGAAGGUCAAGGUGAUGGUGACGGUGUGGAAGAAGGAGGCGGAGAAAGCGGAGGUGCAGGAGCUCGGCUACCUGAGCGUCCUGCAGCAGAGAGAGCCGACACACACCUUCAGACACGACCUGAACACCUUCAAGGCUCAGGUGAGCACCACCCUCACCGUCCUGCCCCCGCCCGCCGUCCGCUGUAAGCAGAUGACCGUCUCCGGGAGGCACCUCGCCGUGCUCAAAGUGCUCAACGAGUCUUCGCAGGAGGAGCUGAGUGUCCGGGACGUCCGGAUCCUCCCGAACCUGAACGCCUCGUACCUCCCCGUGAUGCCCGACGGCUCCGUGCUGCUGGUGGACAACGUGUGGUGCGUUGUCCACCAGUCGGGGGAGGUUGGUAUGGCGUCUUUCUGCCGGGUGGAGAGCCCCGCCUCCCGCCUUCCCAGCAUGCUCAGCGCCUUGGAGGAGCACGACUUCCUGUUCCAGCUGCACCUCAACGACAUGCCGCAAGACGACUCCAACGAGGGGCUGGAGGUUCCCCUGGUCGCUGUGCUGCAGUGGUCGACUCCCAAGAUGCCGUUCACCAACUGCAUCUACACCCACUACAGGUUGCCGAGCAUCCGGUUGGACGAGCCUCGCUUCGUCAUGACGGCCAGCUGCCCGAGCACCGUGAAGGUCAAGGAACACUUCAAGGUCAAAUAUGUUCUGCUCAACAACCUGCAGGACUUCCUGGCCGUGCGGCUCGUCUGGACUCCAGAGGGCCGCGGUCAGACCGACGACUCGGCGCUGGCGGCCGUGGUGUGCCACUCCCCCCUCAGCAACCUGGGCCAGUGUCGUCGGGGCAGCACCGUGUCCUUCAGGGUGGCGUUCCAGAUCCUCAAACCGGGACUCUACGAGCUGAGUCAACACAUGAAGCUGAAGCUGCAGUUCACGGCCUCCGUGGCCAACCCGCCGGCCGACGCCCGGCCGCUGUCACGUAAGAACAGCCCGUCCAGCCCGGCGUUCCGAGACCUGCUGGACCGGCACCAGGCCAGUCUGGGCCGGUCCCAGUCCUUCUCCCACCAGCAGCCGUCUCGCUCCCACAUCAUGAGGACGGGCAGUGCCAUGGAGCGGCGGGCCAUCACCCCCCCCGUGGGCUCCCCGGUGGGCCGGCCCCUCUACCUGCCGCCGCAGGACAAGUCGCUGCUGUCGCUGGACAAGAUCGCCAAGAGGGAGUGUAAGGUCCUGGUGGUGGACGGCUAGGAGGGAGGAGGCAAGGACAGAGGAGGGAGGGAGCAGUGAGGACAUGCUUCCAGACAAUUACUUCACAAAGAUCUUCUCCGUGAACAGGAUGCCUCCAGAGGAGGAGGAGUCUGUUAACAGCAGAUCAAUAACUCCCGAUCAGGUGAACAGUGUUACUACAGCUCGGGGGCGUGGCCACUGAGCAGCACCCGCUGCUGCAUUUAGAGCCUCUUGUGGACAACACGAGUAUUACAAGCUUUUAUUUAUUCAGCUGUUCUUAAACAGAAGAAACUAUUCAGAUCACCUGGUUUGUGUUUUGACCUCUGUGAGCUUCCGUAGUCUCAAUACCGCCAAUGUAUUUCAACACUCAAGAAACAAUGUGACCUUCAAUAAACAAAGGUCACAUUGUUUCUCUAAAGUCACAUUGUUUCUUGAAGGUCACAUUGUUUCUCUAAGGUCACAUUGUUUCUUGAAGGUCACAUUGUUUCUCUAAGGUCACAUUGUUUCUUGAAGGUCACAUUGUUUCUCUAAGGUCACAUUGUUUCUCUAAGGUCAUUGUUUCUUGAAGGUCACAUUGUUUCUCUAAGGUCACAUUGUUUCUUGAAGGUCACAUUGUUUCUCUAAGGUCACAUUGUUUCUUGAAGGUCACAUUGUUUCUCUAAGAUCACAUUGUUUCUCUAAGGUCACAUUGUUUCUUGAAGGUCACAUUGUUUCUCUAAGGUCACAUUGUUUCUCUAAGGUCACAUUGUUUCUCGAAGGUCACAUUGUUUCUCUAAGAUCACAUUGUUUCUCUAAGGUCACAUUGUUUCUUGAAGGUCACAUUGUUUCUCUAAGGUCACAUUGUUUCUCUAAGAUCACAUUGUUUCUCUAAGGUCAUUGUUUCUUGAAGGUCACAUUGUUUCUCUAAGGUCACAUUGUUUCUUGAAGGUCACAUUGUUUCUCUAAGGUCACAUUGUUUCUUGAAGGUCACAUUGUUUCUCUAAGAUCACAUUGUUUCUCUAAGGUCACAUUGUUUCUUGAAGGUCACAUUGUUUCUCUAAGGUCACAUUGUUUCUUUAAUGCAGCAUUCAUUGUACCGUUGUCAUCGCGACAUUGUGGUGCCACAUUGUGUAAUAAUCUGUAUAUAAAUAGUCGAUGCAGAUCUUUUGUUUGAUCUUUUCAUGAAUUUAACUUAUUUUGACGUUACAUGUCUCAUUCUUUCAAAUUGAAUUAAAGCUUCAGAAUCGCUCCGCGUCAUGUGACGAGGAGCGGACCAAU
Pseudoliparis swirei is the source of this 3048-nucleotide messenger RNA. Its product is annotated as trafficking protein particle complex subunit 14-like. Gene Ontology annotation, cellular component: TRAPPII protein complex. Gene Ontology annotation, biological process: cilium assembly. Gene Ontology annotation, molecular function: alpha-tubulin binding. The transcript is spliced from 13 exons. The record is from RefSeq and is a predicted model, not a curated record. Bases 1 to 1812 code for a protein of 603 amino acids. NCBI's taxonomy places the organism in Eukaryota, Metazoa, Chordata, Actinopteri, Perciformes, Liparidae.